GAAAUUCAUAAGACAAUAGUUGAUGAACAUUGAGGAGAGACCGAGGAACUUGGUCCCCAAGGUGUGAGGAGACGAUCAUUUAUAAGGCUGUUACCGAUUCACUCUCUCCUUUUGCUUUGUUAUUAGGGUUUUGACGCAAUUUAGAUUGUUUCGGAACUUCUGAAUGGAUUCAAAUCAUUUGGGGCCUGCUCAAGGUGGAGAAUCCGAAGUCGAUGCCGGGGAUUGGAGGUCUCAAUUGCAGCCGGAUUCUCGGCAUCAAAUUGUCGACAGAAUAAUGGAGACAUUGAAGAGGCUCCUUCCUGUUUCUGGUCCUGAGGGAUUGAGUGAGAUGAGGAAAAUUGCUGUAAGGUUCGAGGAAAAGAUUUAUACUGCCGCUACUAGUGAGUCAGAGUACCGAAGGAAAAUAACUGUGAAGAUGCUUACUAUGGAACCCAACUCUGAGACGACCACUGCAUUACCACCAAAGUCUGCGCCCACGAUCAACUGCCGAAUUCGUUCGACCCGAUUCACAUCUCCGCCGCCGAAUUCUGGCUUUCGUUCAGCCCUAAACAACGAGCCUGCUCAAGGUGGAGAACCCAGAGUCGAUGCUGGGGAUUGGAGGUCUCAAUUGCAGCCGGAUUCUCGGCAUCAAAUUGUCGACAGAAUAAUGGAGACAUUGAAGAGGAUCCUUCCUGUUUCUGGUCCCGAGGGAUUGAGUGAGAUGAGGAAAAUUGCUGUAAGGUUCGAGGAAAAGAUUUAUACUGCCGCUACUAGUGAGUCAGAGUACCGAAGGAAAAUAUAUGUGAAGAUGCUUCUUAUGGAACCCAACUCUGAGACGACCACUGCAUUACCAUCAAUGUCUGGGCCUAUGGCUUCCGAUCAACCUUAGAAACAGGCUGCAAUUACUCUUCCACAACAUCCAAAAUAACACUGCUUCCUCUAAUGUAUUUACCAACUCUUAGAGGCCAAUAUACUUCAUUGGCUAAUAAGGUGAAUGAGUCUACAGUUUGAACGUGUUAGUGUUGGAAUGAGAUAUUGUAUGAUAAUUGAAACUGUUCUGAAUCUUGAAUGUUCAUGAGAUUGUUUUGAAUGAAAUAUUGUAUGACAAUUGAAACUGUUCUUAA
Messenger RNA from Cucurbita pepo subsp. pepo (vegetable marrow), 1103 nucleotides. The record is from RefSeq and is a predicted model, not a curated record. Lineage: Eukaryota; Viridiplantae; Streptophyta; Magnoliopsida; Cucurbitales; Cucurbitaceae.